UUCCAGGAAUCUCACAAAGUCACACUAUAUCCCUUUGCAUACGCUUCAAAUAAAUUGUUUUCAGUUUGAAAAACAAAUGAACCAUGCAAAUUCUGACUGUGGUGUGUUUGGGACUUGUCUUGAGUAGAUCGUUGUCGGAGGCUGAACUUGGAGUGAUCGGCGAUAUAAGCGACGAAACCUUCGAGAUGUUGAUAUCUGGAGGGUAUAAGCCAAAGAGCAACCGACUGUCCCGUCACGUGGUCUCGAUCCGCACCCACAACUAUGUGAGGCACCGGGGAGACAAUCACUUCUGCAGCGGAGUCCUGGUGAGCAGUCGAGCGGUCCUCACAGCCGCCCACUGUCUAACGGAUCGGUACAAGGCCUCGAUGAAUCCACGGGGCAUUCGGGUGGUCUUCGCACAUAUAACUCGACUGGCGGACUACGAGGAUGCCGACACAAGAGCCGUCGAUCGUCUGGUGGUCCAUCCGGAGUACGAGCGCUACAAGAAGAACGACCUGGCCGUCCUCAGACUAGCCGAACGCAUCCCGAGCUCCAACCACGACGUUCUGCCGCUGCUCUUGCGCAAAAUGGCCAAUGUGACCUAUGGCGAUACAUGUGUGACCCUUGGCUGGGGGCAGGUAUAUCAGGAAUCUCACAAGGUCACACUAUAUCCCUUUACAUACGCUUCAAAUAAAUUGUUUUCAGUUUGAAAAACAAAUGAACCAUGCAAAUUCUGACUGUGGUGU
Drosophila subpulchrella is the source of this 725-nucleotide messenger RNA. Its product is annotated as serine protease SP24D-like. Gene Ontology annotation, biological process: proteolysis. The record is from RefSeq and is a predicted model, not a curated record. The coding region runs from base 84 to 689 and encodes 201 amino acids. The transcript has 3 exons. NCBI's taxonomy places the organism in Eukaryota, Metazoa, Arthropoda, Insecta, Diptera, Drosophilidae. Gene Ontology annotation, molecular function: serine-type endopeptidase activity.